Messenger RNA from Cadophora gregata, 2309 nucleotides. RefSeq lists its product as uncharacterized. Gene Ontology annotation, molecular function: heme binding; oxidoreductase activity, acting on paired donors, with incorporation or reduction of molecular oxygen; iron ion binding. The transcript has 4 exons. Bases 285 to 2090 code for a protein of 601 amino acids. Lineage: Eukaryota; Fungi; Ascomycota; Leotiomycetes; Helotiales; Ploettnerulaceae. The record is from RefSeq and is a predicted model, not a curated record.
AUUCAAGGUUCAGACAAGGAAUCCGGCUGGCGACCCGGAACUCUCGGCCGGCAACGACGUCUCCUAAUCUCAUUCCCAUUCCCAUUCCCAUUCCCGAGCCGGACGGACAGCCAUCCGGAUAGACCUGCCCUAUCUGGAUCGAGGGGUCGGUGUCCAGAUGCCAUUGUGAUGAGAACCAGGAGCUGGUGAUUGGUGCUUUUCGUCCCGUCUAGUGCGGGGUCUGGUAUCAAACGACAGGACUGAAGGUGUGAUAGGGAAGUCGCGCGAGUGCGUUGAGGCUUGGGAUGGAAGAGAAGAGUGGGAAGUGGGAUACUUUGAGUCUGUUUGUUAAGAGUGGAAAGGUUUAUAUGUUCAGAGUUUUACAAUCGCUUUGUCGCGACGAUAAGACCAUCUUGUUGAGUAUCACGAUGCCGACUCUAGCUAUGCUUGGUGAAGACAAGUUCCUCCCUGGGAUCAGCAACCAGUUUGCCUUCAUCGGCGUUGCUGUCGUUGUUAUCUAUGCGAUUUACUAUUUCUCCACCUCAACAGAUAUCCCCUAUAUCAAAGGCAUUCCCGAGAUCCCUGGCGCCAUCCCUAUCGCAGGCCAUCUCCUCGCCUUGGGCGAAGAUCAUGCCACAGUUUGCGAAUCCUGGUGGCGCAAAUACCGAACCAGCGUAUAUCAAAUACGUCUAGGAAACACACGUGCCGUAGUGUUCAACUCCUUUGAAGAUGCGAAGCGUAUGCUUAUUGGCCAUCAAUCAGCCUGUAUUGACCGUCCAACCUUGUACACCUUCCAUGGUAUUAUCAGCAGCACGCAAGGCUUCACGAUCGGAAGUAGUCCAUGGGAUGAGAGUUGUAAGAACAAGCGGAAGGCUGCCGGCCAGGCGCUGGGCCGUGCAAAAGUCAAGGAGUACUUCGAUAUGUUCGAUUUGGAGUCGUAUUGCAUUGUUCGAGACUUGGCGAGAGAUUCGAAGAAUGGAAGUGUCGAGAUCUCGGUUCGGCCAUACAUUCAGCGAUAUGCUCUGAACACUACUCUUACUCUGUGCUAUGGCAUUCGCAUGGACAAUGUAUACGACAGCAUGUUGAGAGAGAUCCUAUAUGUUGGCUCGGCUAUCUCUCUCCUGAGAAGUGCAAGCGAGAACUACCAGGAUUACAUCCCGAUCCUCAGGUACUGGCCUAACAACGAGAAGAACAGACGAAGCAAGGAGUUACGUGAUAGAAGAGACAAGUACUUGAACGCUCUACUUGACCAGGUCCGGGAAAUGAUUCGCAAGGGGACGGACAAGCCUUGCAUUUCCGCUGCCAUCCUGAAGGACGAAGAAACCAAACUUUCAGGUGUAGAGGUUAGCAGUAUCUGUCUCUCACUCGUAUCAGGUGGAUUUGAGACUAUUCCCGGAACCCUCACUUCUUGCAUUGGCUCUCUAUCAACGCCUGCAGGUCAGAUCUUCCAAGAGAAGGCCUAUGCAGACAUCAAGCGCCAUUAUCCUGAUAUCAGAGAUGCCUGGAGGAACAGUUUCCAGGAGGAAAAGAGUCCUUACCUUAAAGCAAUCAUUACUGAAGCGGCGAGAUUCUACACUGUCUCAGCAAUGUCGCUGCCUAGGAAGACGGUCACCGAUGUGAUGUGGGAUGGAGCGAAGAUUCCGGCUAAGACUAUGAUCCUGAUCAAUGCACAGGCUGCAAAUCAUGACGUCGAUCAUUUCGGACCCGACGCCGCAACCUUCAAUCCAGAGCGCUGGCUCACCUCAGACGGCACCCUCGACCCCGCCGCCGAAAAAGCCAGCACUGGGCUCCAACACCUUUCCUUCGGUGCCGGUUCUCGAGCCUGCAGUGGGCAAAUCAUCGCCGUUCGCCUCCUCUACACAGCACUCAUGCGUAUCAUCUGCAGCUACCGUAUCGUAGCCAGCGAGACCGAGCCGCCGAACACGGACUAUGUAGACUACAACCAGUUCAAGAGCGCACUCGUAGCAAUCCCUAGAGACUUCAAAGUCCGUCUGAUUCCUAGAGAUGGGAUGGAGGGUGCCAGUGAAGAAGGUACUUUGGACGCUUGUCUUGAAGAGGCUAGGUCGAGAACAGCGGACUAUUAUAAGGAAGAGGAGGGCGUGAAGAUCUAGGAUGUCUUGAUGGCUUGAUGAUGAUCGUGAGAAGUAAGGCUGGCUCGUGUUUUGAUUGGAAUUGAGAUUUUGGUAACAUGGUUGAUUGGUUGAUUCUGCAAACGCCGUAGCCUUGCAUGAGGCGGUCAUCGAAUUGUUGGUAAAUCGCCCCCAAACACCAUCUUCACCAGCCAAGUUGUUCUAUUACCCUAGUAAGAAUGCAUAUUACCCCUCUUCUCC